Hemicordylus capensis (graceful crag lizard) is the source of this 684-nucleotide messenger RNA. It is a transcript of the gene CLRN3, whose product is annotated as clarin 3. NCBI's taxonomy places the organism in Eukaryota, Metazoa, Chordata, Lepidosauria, Squamata, Cordylidae. Bases 1 to 684 code for a protein of 227 amino acids. The transcript has 3 exons. The record is from RefSeq and is a predicted model, not a curated record.
AUGCCAUCCAGGAGAAAAUCUCUAAUUUUUUCUUUGGCUUCUUUCACCAGCAUUUGCUCCUUUGUGAUAGUUUGUCUUGUUCUUGCAACCAAAAAUUGGGUCUCAAGUACAAUUACCUAUACUGGUAGAAAUUCAAGUGUGGCCAUAUUUAUCACAUAUGGACUUUUUGAGGGAUUUUGUUCAGAAGUUGUGCAAGCUGGAAUUGGGAGAGGAGAGACGAAAUUCCAAGUUUCAAUUUGGAAUCUUCCAGAGAAUUUGAAGCAUUUCAACAUUGCGAUCAUCAUUCUUCUGGUUCUCAGUCUGGCGAGCUCCGUUCUCAGUUCUGGAUUUACAUGCUACAAUGCUAUGAGUAAUCCCUACGAGACCUUUUUAGGGCCUGUUGGGGUGUAUACCUGGAAUUCCAUAUCGAGUGUAUGCUCUCUUCUGACCUUGAUACUAUUUGCCGUGAAUGUGGAAGCAAACAAACUGUCUGUUGAACUGGCCAUCACAUACUGUGAUGAAUCUUCAAGACAAUCUGCACACUCCAAUAGUUAUAAAUAUUCAUACUGGCUCAUGCUUCUUAUAGUCCUUUUAAAUGCUGCAACUAUUAGCAUAAUUGUUUACUAUCAACAUGCAAGAUAUUCAGAGAAAAAGGCAAGAGAAAGACCCAUGGAAAGUGCACCCAAAGAUGGCAUUUUAUUUUAA